UAGCAUACAGGUUACAAGUCGGUUCGCCUGUGUCCAUGAAGCUUAUAGGAAUACCACCGUAUAGUCAAUUAGAGGGUGCUUUGGGGGUUACGAAAAAACCGCUGGAAUGGGAAAGCGAUUUACAGAUGAAGUCUAAUUUUCUCGACAAAAAGGAACAGCUGAAGGCCGACCACGGAGUGUACAUGCGCCGCCAUCCCGAGCUGAAGGCAAUCCUCGCCGACUUCCUGCAGUUCCUGCUGCUGCGCAAGCCGCGAGACGUAUUCGCGUUUGCCGCCGACUACUACGCCUCGUUCUGCCACAAAUACCCCGACAACCCCCUGAGGGCGCCACCGAAGUAGGGUGGGGGCGGCCGCCGGAGCAGGGGG
Priapulus caudatus is the source of this 365-nucleotide messenger RNA. Its product is annotated as ciliogenesis-associated TTC17-interacting protein-like. The transcript has 3 exons. Gene Ontology annotation, biological process: actin filament polymerization; cilium organization. The record is from RefSeq and is a predicted model, not a curated record. Bases 36 to 338 code for a protein of 100 amino acids. NCBI's taxonomy places the organism in Eukaryota, Metazoa, Priapulida, Priapulimorpha, Priapulimorphida, Priapulidae.